GAGGCCCCACCCACCUCCGCGAGAGAGCAGCCUGGACCCAGGAAAGGGGCGCCUGGCCUGGAAAGAGGAGGGGCCUGCCCUGUUCCCCCCUCCCAGGACAAUGGCCUUCGGAUGAAGAAGGAAAGAGGUGCUUCAGCCCAGAUAGAGCCUAGAGUGAAGAUGGAGGAGGCAAACCAAAUCAGUCCUAAAGGAAGAAGAGUCCUAAAGGUUGAAAUGUGGGACAGAAGAAGUAUUGGAUUUUGGGGGAGAGCAAGGCAGGAUGCUCUAGAUGAGAAGGCAUUCAGUUCAGAUGUUCUAUGCCAACUCUUCCGGCGUGCCCGUUUCCACAAGGAUAAGGGUCCUCGAGCACUUUGCAGCCAACUUCACAAACUCUGCCGCCAGUGGCUGAAGCCCGAGCGACACUCCAAGGCGGAGAUGCUGGACCUGGUGAUCCUGGAGCAGUUCCUGGCCGUCCUUCCUUCAGAGAUGGAGAGCUGGGUGAGGGAAUGUGGGGCAGAGACCAGUUCCGAGGCAGUGGCUUUGGCUGAAGGCUUCCUCCUAAGUCAGGAAGAAGAGGAGAAGACACUGCAGGAAGAGCAGCAGGAGAGUGAUAUUCUUCAGGCCCAGGAUGUUCCUCCAUAUACCAGCAGGAGCUUGCCUUCCAGAUGGAUCAAACUGGAGGAGGACACGGGAGAAGCUCCACUAGGAGAUGAGCCAAGGAUGCUGGGAAGAUGUUCAUCUCUUUGUGGUGCAGGAGAAAUGGCUUCGGUGGAACAAGAUCAGCUGACUUUUGAAGAUGUGGGUGUAAAUUUCAAUGAUGCGGAGUGGGCCCUGCUGGAUCCGGGUCAACGGGCCCUGCACUGGGAGGUCAUGGAGGAGAAUUAUAAAAUGAUGGUUUCUUUGGGUGGUGAUGGGCGAGGGAAUGAAAAUGGAGGAGUGCCAUGUGAUGCGUUGCUACAAACAGAGGAAUGUGAAAAGGGGGAAGAAGCGAGAAUGGAAGCAGAAGAAGGUGGAAGGGACCAGUGCCCUGCUGACACCUCAGAUUUGCCAAUCCAAGGACUAACAGACAAAAGCAGGGAGUUUGGGAACUGCCUUGUCUAUGAAAAUGACUCCUUCAAUCAGGCAAUAUACUUGAUGGAUCAUAUCACAGACCAUAUAGAUCAACCACAACCUAAAUUCCAUCAAUCGGAAGAAAACUUUGGAAUUAGCGUACACCUUACUAGCAACGAAGAAUGCAAUAAUAGUAAGACUAUUGACAUUGAUAAUAAUCCAUAUAAAUGCCUAGAGUGUGGGAAAAGCUUCCAUCAUAAUGGAGCCCUCACCAGACACCAGAAAACCCACAUGGCAGACAAACCGUAUAAAUGCCUGGAGUGUGGAAAAGGCUUUAUUGACAAGACAAGCCUCGUAGGUCAUGAAAUGAAUCACAGAGGAGAGAAGCCCUAUAAAUGCCUGCAGUGUGGGAAGAGUUUCAGCUACAAGUCAGUCCUUAAGAAUCACCAGGAUAGACACACAGAAGAUAAACCAUUCAAAUGUCUGGAUUGUGGGAAAUGCUUCCAUCAUAACGGAGCCCUCACGAGACACCAGAAAACCCACACAGGAGAAAAACCAUACAAAUGCCUGGAGUGUGGAAAAGGCUUUAUUGACAAAACAAGUCUUGUGGGUCAUGAAAUGAAUCACAGAGGGGAGAAACCCUAUAAAUGCCUGCAGUGUGGGAAGAGUUUUAGCUUUAAAUCAGUCCUUAAAAAUCACCAGGAUAGGCACACAGAAGAGAAACCAUACAAAUGUCUGGAUUGUGGGAAAAGCUUUCAUCAUAACGGAGACCUUAGUAGACACAAAAAGACCCACAUCGGAGAGAAACCAUAUCAAUGCCUGGAGUGUGGGAAAUGCUUUACCGAAAAGAGAAGCCUCAUAGGGCAUGGCAUGAUUCACCGAGGAGAGAAGCCCUAUCAGUGCCUGGAGUGUGGGAAGAGUUUCAGCUACAAAUCAGGCCUCAAGAGUCACCAGAACAGUCAUACAGAAGAAAAAUCAUACACGUGUCUCGAGUGUGGGAAGAGUUUCAGUCAGGGAAUACUCCUCAAGAGGCACCAAAAAACCCACACGGGGGAGAAGCCAUAUAAAUGCCUGGAGUGUGGGAAAGGCUUCAGUCAAAAGAGAAGCCUCAUAGGGCAUGAAAUGAAUCACAGAGGAGAGAAGCCCUAUAAAUACCAGGAGAGUCACACAGAAGAGAAGUCUUACACAUAUCUCCUUGGAGAUUUGGCAGAGGCCGUUCCAUGUGCUGAUUCUUCCAUAGGGACCUGCACAUUCCCUGACAACAACUUGCGUUGCACCUCUCCUUGUUCUGAUACAGGAGAGACCCUCAAGUUGAUUCUGUAGCUCCAAAUUACAGAAUUAUUCCUGGUCUACCUCCUGUGUUUGCACAGUCACCUCCUCUCCAGAGAGAUCCCAUGUGUGUUUCACCUGCUUUGCUGAAUCCAAGUGAAACUCUCCCUCCCCAAUAUGUAUAAAUAUGUGAGAGGAAGCCACAGGGAGGAGGGAGCAAGCUUGUUUUCUGCUUCCUUGGAGACUAGGACGCAAAACAAUGGCUUCAAACUACAAGAAAAGAGAUUCCAUCUGAACAUGAGGAAGAACUUCCUGACUGUGAGAGUCGUUCAGCGGUGGAACUCUCUGCCCUGGAGUGUGGUGGAGGCUCCUUCUUUGGAAGCUUUUAAACGGGUUGGAUGACCAUCUGUCAGGGGUGCUUUGAAUGCAAUAUUCCUGCUUCUUGGCAGAAUGGGGUUGGACUGGAUGGCCCAGGAGGUCUCUUCCAACUCUUUGAUUCCAUGAUUCUAUGAUGGAGUGUGGAUACCUGGAUCUCCAGACACUGAACCUUCUCUUCCAAGAAGGCCACUAUCUAACUUGCUUUUGGUGCAAAUCUAGAUAUCCACAUUCUCGUGCAGUCACAUGCAUGAGUUCCCUCACCUUCCCAUUCUAAGAGAAUUAAGACGAGAAUUGGGUAGAGAAAGGAACAGAGAUCUGGGCCUCCUCCACACACUUCCCUGCUAAAUAUCCCCAUGAGCACCCUAGUUUGUGCGUUGUUGUAGGUAUUUCAGGCUGUAUGGCCAUGUUCUAGAGCAGGGGUCCUCAAACUAAGGCCUGGGGCCGGAUACGGCCCUCCAAGGUCAUUUACAUUGCUCAGGGUCAACCUAAGUUUGAAACCACUUGAAAGCUCACAACAAUAACAACAAUCCUAUCUCAUGAGCCAAAAGCAGACCCACACUUUCCACUGAAAUACUAAUCUAUAUAUAUAAAAAUGCUUUGUGCGUAAUGAGUACCUUAAAAACAAAAGAACUAAUGAACGAAAUCACACCAAAUUUGGCAACAAAAAGUCUUACAACACAAGGAGUGAGCAUCACUCAAACAUUAUGAUAUUGUCAUUUGAGAGUUGUAGUUGCUGRGAUUUAUAGUUCACCUAUAAUCAAAGAGCAUUCUGAACUCCACUAACAAUGGAAUUGAUCCAAACUUGGCACMCAGGACUCCCCUGACCAACAGAAAACACCAGAAGCAUUUGGUGGGCAUUGACCUUGAGUUUGAGAGUUGUAGUUCACCUACAUCUAGAGAGCACUGUAGACUCAARACAAUGAUGGAUCUGGACCAAACUUGGCACAAAUACUCCAUAUGACCAAAUGUGAACACAGAUGGAGUUUGGGGAAAAUAGACCUUGACAUUUGGGAGUUGUAGUUACUUGGAUUUAUAGUUCACCUACAAUCAGGGAGCAUUCUGAACCCCACAAAUGACAGAAUUGGGGCAAACCUCCCACACAGAACCCGCAUACUUAAGGCCAUCCAGUCCAACUCCCUUCACCAGGACAAGAAAACGUAAUCAAAGCCCUCCUGACAAAGAGCCAUCCAGUCAUAGAUAUAGAUAGAUAUAUAUGAUUCACACACACAUAUAUGUAUAUGAUAGAUAUAGUAUCAUAGAUUUGAAAGGGACCCCUAAAGAAGGACAAUUAUAUGUUGCAUGGCAAACCAGACAAUAUCUACAUCAACACUGACAAAGAAACAACAGGCAAUAUUCUUUACCCACAAGCAUAAAGAAUUACAUAUAUUAGAAACCAACACUUUCUCAGUACUUCAUUUUCCAGAUCACCAGACUGGGCCACAGCAAGGUGGCCAAUUGAAACAUUCACACCUAGCUCCAACAGACAAGAGUUCUUUCUCCCACCCUGGACUUCCCAUAGAUAUAUAAACCCAGUUUUUCCUAGUUUCCAACAAAACUCACAACCUCUGAGGAUACUUGCCAUAGAUGCAGGUGAAACGUCAGGUGAGAAUGCUUCUAGAACAUGGCCAACAGCCCAAAAAACCUACAAUCACCCAGUGAAUCUGGACAUGAAAGCCUUUGACAAUACAUCCUAGUUUGUCUCACCUGUUUAUCUAGUCCUGAAUGCCGAGAUUCAGAAACUUGUAGUGUAGCAGGAAUUUAAUUGGCGAUCAACCCGCACAUGACACCCCCCCCC
Anolis sagrei ordinatus is the source of this 4471-nucleotide messenger RNA. The record is from RefSeq and is a predicted model, not a curated record. Lineage: Eukaryota; Metazoa; Chordata; Lepidosauria; Squamata; Anolidae.